Messenger RNA from Penicillium olsonii, 1074 nucleotides. The record is from the annotation of a GenBank genome assembly. Lineage: Eukaryota; Fungi; Ascomycota; Eurotiomycetes; Eurotiales; Aspergillaceae.
AUGUCUGAAAGUCGCCUCUUUGAGCCACUGAAGGUUGGCAGCCUUGAAUUAAACCACCGGGUGGUUAUGGCCCCUCUGACCCGAUUCAGGGCCAGCGAGUCCCAUGUCCCACUCCCCAUCGUUCCAACCUAUUACGGUCAGCGAGCCUCUGUACAAGGUACAUUCAUCAUCAGUGAAGUAACUUUCAUCUCCCCACGCGCUGGCGGCUAUCCUAACGUGCUCGGGAUCUGGAACCCAGAACAAGUUGCUGCGUGGAAGGAAGUCACCAAUGCUGUCCACAAGAAGGGCAGUGUCAUCUUCCUUCAGCUUUGGGCUCUUGGACGUGUCGCUGUCUCUGAAAUUGCAGCAGCCGAAGGCUUCGAUGUGGUCAGCUCUAGCGCUACUCCUCUCGAGUCUGGCAUGCCCGCACCAAAAGCCUUGAGCACAGAAGAGAUCCGACUAUUCAUCGCCGACUACGUGCAAGCUGCUCGGAAUGCAAUCGAUGCCGGAUUUGAUGGGGUGGAAAUCCACGGCGCUGGCGGCUAUCUGAUUGACCAGUUCACCCAAGACAAUUGCAACAGCCGAGACGACGAGUAUGGCGGUAGUAUCGAGAACCGAGCUCGUUUUAUCCUCGAAGUCGCCAGCGCCGUGUCAAAAGCCGUGGGCCCGCAACGAGUUGAAAUUCGCUUGUCACCAUGGCAAAGAUACCAGGGAAUGAGGAUGGAGGACCCAGUUCCACAAUUCACCUAUGUUAUCGAGCAUUUGAAGAAUCUCGAUCUGGCUUAUCUUCACCUCAUCGAAGCGCGUGUUUGCGGCAAUGUCGACAGCGAAGAUCGUGACAAGAUUGAUCCCUUUGUUCGUGCAUGGGGAGACUCAAAGCCUGUGAUUCUGGCGGGAGGAUUCACCCCCGAUUCGGCGAGAGUUGCCGUGGACAAGGAAUUCCGGGAUCGGGAUGUGAUGAUUGCCUUCGGACGCCAUUUUAUGUCUAAUCCCGAUCUGCCAUUCAAGAUUCGACAAGGCUUGGAUCUGACUCCGUAUGACCGAGACACCUUUUACGUCCCUGGGUCUGGCGAAGGCUAUAUCGAUUACGAAUGA